This is a messenger RNA of Hemibagrus wyckioides, 5377 nucleotides long. RefSeq names its product ATPase phospholipid transporting 9B (gene atp9b). NCBI's taxonomy places the organism in Eukaryota, Metazoa, Chordata, Actinopteri, Siluriformes, Bagridae. The record is from RefSeq and is a predicted model, not a curated record. The transcript has 31 exons. Gene Ontology annotation, biological process: endocytosis; retrograde vesicle-mediated transport, Golgi to endoplasmic reticulum; phospholipid translocation. Gene Ontology annotation, molecular function: magnesium ion binding; ATPase-coupled intramembrane lipid carrier activity; ATP binding. The coding region runs from base 93 to 3473 and encodes 1126 amino acids. Gene Ontology annotation, cellular component: trans-Golgi network; endosome; plasma membrane.
CACCUUUAUUACAAUGCUGGCAGACCACUCAGUUCUCUGGUAUUAAGCUCAAAGAUGUUUCGGAUCGAGUAUUUUUUUCCUGUUCGUGGAGCAUGCAGCGAAAAAUGAAGGAAGUUCAUAAGGAUGCACUUAUGAUUAAAGAGUACCAGAUCGAAGACGAGGCCUCAAAUCUUGACGAGAUGCCACUGAUGAUGUCUGAGGAGGCUUUUGAGAAUGAUGAGAGCGAUUACCACACGCUUCCCAGAGCCAGGCUCAGACAGAGGCAGCAUGGCUUGGGCUGGUUCCUCUGUGGAGGCUGGAAGGUGUUGUGUGGAAGCUGCUGCGAGUAUCUGGCUCACGUGUGCCGGAGGAAGAAGGAGCUGAAGGCUCGAACCGUCUGGCUAGGCCACCCUGAAAAAUGUGAGGAGAAGUACCCCAAAAACGCCAUCAAAAACCAGAAAUACAACAUCCUCACCUUCGUGCCGGGGGUUCUAUACCAGCAGUUCAAGUUUUUCCUCAACUUAUAUUUCUUGGUGGUGGCUUGCUCCCAGUUUGUACCGUCCCUGAAAAUCGGCUAUCUCUACACCUACUGGGCGCCGCUGGCUUUUGUGUUGGCCGUCACCAUGGUGAGAGAGGCCGUGGACGAGGUCCGCCGCUACAGGAGGGACAAAGAGAUGAAUUCUCAGAUGUACAGCAAGCUCACAGUCCGAGGGAAAGUUCAAGUGAAGAGCUCAGACAUACAAGUUGGAGACCUCAUCAUCAUUGAAAAGAAUCAGAGAGUUCCAGCUGAUUUGAUCUUUCUAAGAACUACAGAAAAGUCCGGAGCGUGCUUUAUCAGAACGGAUCAGCUCGAUGGAGAAACAGACUGGAAACUGAAGGUCGCCGUUGCCUGCACUCAACGACUACCUGCGCUGGGGGAUUUGUUCUCCAUCAGUGCAUAUGUAUACGCUCAGAAGCCUCAGCUGGACAUACACAGUUUUGAAGGGAAUUUUACUAGGGAGGACUGUGACCCUCCUAUCCAUGAAAGCCUGAGCAUUGAGAACACCCUUUGGGCCAGCACCGUGGUCGCAUCAGGUACUGUAAUUGGUGUUGUCAUUUACACUGGAAAGGAGAUGAGGAGUGUAUUGAACACAUCUCAGUCAAAGAACAAGGUGGGCCUGUUGGACCUGGAGUUAAAUCGUCUGACUAAAGCCCUGUUCCUGGCCCAGCUGGUGCUAUCGAUCGUCAUGGUGGCUCUGCAGGGUUUCAUCGGGCCCUGGUUCCGCAACCUGUUCCGCUUCGUGGUGCUCUUCUCUUACAUCAUCCCCAUCAGUCUGAGAGUGAAUCUAGACAUGGGGAAGUCAGCAUACGGCUGGAUCAUAAUGAAGGACGAGAAUAUCCCUGGCACUGUGGUGAGAACCAGCACCAUCCCCGAAGAGCUCGGCCGCCUCGUCUACCUGCUCACUGACAAGACAGGCACCCUCACUCAGAAUGAAAUGGUGUUUAAAAGACUCCAUCUGGGCACCGUGUCAUAUGGGAUGGACACCAUGGACGAGAUCCAGAGCCAUAUUAUACAGUCAUAUGCUCAGGUGAGCUCGGCUGUGUCUAAUGGCAACAGUGCCAGCUCUACGCCGUCCCAUAAGGCACCACCAUCCGCGCCCAAGGUGCGCAAGAGCGUGAGCAGUCGCAUUAACGAGGCUGUGAAGGCCAUCGCCUUGUGCCACAAUGUCACACCUGUCUACGAAUCCCGGGCUAACGGUGCCAGCGCUGAGCCCGAGGGCACGGAGGCUGACCAGGACUUCAGCGAUGCCAACCGAACAUAUCAGGCCUCCAGCCCAGAUGAGGUGGCCCUGGUGCGAUGGACAGAGAGUGUAGGCCUGACCCUGGUGAACAGAGACCUGAGCUCAUUACAGCUGAAGACUCCAGCAGGCCAGAUCCUGACGUUCUGCAUCCUGCAAGUCUUCCCCUUCACCUCUGAGAGCAAGCGCAUGGGCAUCAUCGUCCAGGAGGAGGCAACUGGGGAUAUCACGUUCUACAUGAAGGGGGCAGAUGUUGCCAUGGCCAGUAUUGUGCAGUACAACGACUGGCUUGAGGAGGAGUGUGGAAACAUGGCCAGAGAGGGACUUCGGACAUUGGUGGUUGCUAAGAAGUCUCUGUCCGAGGAGCAGUACCAGGACUUUGAGAGUCGCUAUAACCAUGCGAAGCUGAGCCUGCAUGACCGUGCUCUGAAGGUUGCUGCGGUGGUUGAAAGUUUGGAGAGGGAGAUGGAGCUGCUGUGUGUGACCGGAGUAGAGGAUCAGCUGCAGGCCGACGUCAGACCUACGCUGGAGCUUCUGCGUAACGCUGGCAUCAAGAUCUGGAUGUUGACCGGAGACAAGCUAGAGACUGCUACAUGCAUAGCCAAAAGUUCUCAUCUGGUGUCCAGAAAUCAAGAUAUACAUGUCUUCAGGCCGGUGUCGAACCGAGGCGAGGCCCACCUGGAGCUGAACGCUUUCAGGAGGAAACACGACUGCGCUCUGGUGAUCUCGGGAGACUCUCUGGAGGUGUGUCUGCGUUAUUAUGAGCAUGAGUUUGUGGAGCUGGCGUGUCAGUGUCCGGCUGUGGUGUGCUGCCGCUGUUCUCCCACACAGAAGGCCCAGAUUGUCAGACUGCUGCAACAGCACACAGCCAACAGAACCUGUGCUAUUGGUGAUGGAGGAAACGAUGUCAGUAUGAUCCAGGCUGCAGACUGUGGUAUCGGCAUUGAAGGAAAGGAAGGUAAGCAGGCAUCUCUGGCUGCAGAUUUCUCCAUAACACAGUUUAAACACAUCGGAAGGCUGCUGGUGGUGCAUGGACGCAACAGCUACAAACGCUCCGCAGCCCUCGGCCAGUUCGUCAUGCACCGUGGCAUGAUCAUCUCAACCAUGCAGGCCGUGUUUUCCUCUAUUUUCUACUUUGCGUCUGUUCCUCUGUACCAGGGCUUCCUCAUGGUCGGCUAUGCUACAAUCUACACCAUGUUCCCAGUGUUCUCUCUGGUGCUGGAUCAGGAUGUAAAGCCAGAGAUGGCAUUGCUUUACCCUGAGCUUUAUAAAGACCUUACCAAGGGACGCUCCUUGUCAUUUAAAACCUUUCUUAUUUGGGUCUUGAUAAGUGUGUAUCAAGGGGGCAUCCUGAUGUAUGGCGCCCUUGUGCUGUUCGAUCAGGAGUUUGUACAUGUCGUGGCUAUCUCAUUCACGGCUCUGAUUCUUACCGAGCUUCUGAUGGUGGCUCUGACUGUACGGACCUGGCACUGGCUCAUGGUGGUGGCUGAGUUCUUCAGCCUCGGCUGCUACCUCGCCUCACUCGCCUUUCUGAAUGAGUACUUUGGCAUAGGUAGAGUGUCCUUAGGAUCCUUCCUGGAUCUGUCAUUCAUCACGACGGAGACAUUCUUAUGGAAAGUGUGUGUGAUCACGCUGGUCAGCUGCCUGCCUCUGUACAUCAUCAAGUACCUGAAGCGCAAGUUUUCGCCGCCCAGUUACUCCAAGCUGUCCUCCUGAGCUGACCGACUCUCGCACAGGCACAGCGUCAAAGCACACACGUAUAUAGCAGCUUAAUAGACACUAUAGCAGGCAUAGUGACUGUAGCUGUCCAGGUUUUGGAGAUCUCUUAGAGCUUUAUGAAGCUGGUUUAAGUGUCUGAUUAAUGCCGUAUGCCUCAUGCUGUGGAGUAUUACUCUAUCCAGCUUUUCAUUUAUCGCUGGGUUAUUAAUGGACAGCGUGUGCACUCGGCACAACAGAAGACGUGCUGGGAAUACUUGAAAGAAAAAAAAAAAAGAAGCACAAAAUGAGACCAAGAACGAACUCCACUGAUAGAAUUGGUAAGAUUAUUCCUAGAAGAAAAGAUGGACCUUUUGUUAGGCGCUUCCUUUAUUUCAGUGCACUUCAAUCUAACCUGUGAUUGUUUACUUUCCGGGGCUGUUCGGAGGUUUUUUAUAUAUAUAGUGUUUUAUUAAUGUGUAAUGAUGUGCUUUAUUACAGCAGGCUGGAUUGUCCGAAUGAACUAAGAGGUUGUUUAUGAAUGGGAAAACAGCAAUGCUAUUACUAUCUGUGAGGAUUUUCUUCAUCUUUGAUUGUCCUUUUAUUAAGAUUUCUAUGCCUGCGGAAAAUUCAGAAAGUUGUCUUAUUUAUUAUAGAUCGAUGGGCCGGUUUAGACGUUAGGGUUUCUCUGUUCUCCCUGCCUGUGUGUUACACAAAUGACUAUCAGCAUCUUCGAAUGGCUGGAUCUCGGAUCUUUUUUUUUCUACAAAGGGACUCGUUCAUCUGUAAACAAGAGUUUCAGGAAAAUUUAGAACGAUACAAGACUAUCACCAUGUGUGAAAUAUUCACACUGACACUCGAGUAAGAAGUAUUUAUUUCAAUCCUCAGCCUCACCAGUGCAACUCAACACAGAACGGUUACCUUAGUUAACCUUAGUGAUGAGAGUUGGUUCGUUUAUGGAUGCGCACCUUUACCUCCAGUCAUUCCUUCGUAUCAUAUAUAUGUGUGGCGGCCUGGGAAAACCCUUCACAUGCUCAUAUUUGGCAUGUAGUUCAUCCACAUCAGUCUGUUUCAUCACGUCACACCCCAUUGUCUUAAAAAUCAUCUUUUACUCAGCUGACCUCUCUUUAUACUAACAGUGAAGAAAUGCUCGCUAAUUUUUGUUAUAGUUCGUACGAGUGUGUAAGUGCUCUUCUCUCUUUCAGUGUAAUCACUACAGAACCAUUUCGACAACCAGCAAUCUCGAAUUAGGUUGAUGUCGAUAUCGAUAUAGCACAUAGCUAUCAUAACUACUUGAUCAAAUAAUAAGAAAAGCACAUUAGCAAGGUUUGUUGAGUUGACUCCUUGCACACAGACACCUAAGGAUUGUUAACACUGGAUAUAGUAAAAAAAAGUAUGUUUUUCUAAAGCAGCUGUGCCAAGUAUAGGCAGAAUCAUACAUCACUGGCCCAAAACUUUGGUCAAAACCCAGUUCUUCUUCUUCUGUUUAUUCCAAAAUUAGGCCACAGAAACAUUUUCCCAACCCGUCACUCAUACAGUCUCCAUCGAGGUAAACUCUAGUCUGUUUCAUUGGCAGCACAAUCAGAAUAAACAUGAGGUGUGCUCAUCUAACAAACACUGGACUCAACAUUUCUCUAUUAUACUGUACUGAUUGAAUAUUGAAAAUGAACAUGAUGCCCAGUUUUCAACCAGCGUGUUUAAGGAAUGAGUUUUAUCAUUCUAUUUUGUGUUACAAAAGAGAGACAAAGUAUUGUAACUGCUUUAUACGUUCCAAAUGAAGAAAAAAAAAAAAAAAAAACCCACACACUUGGUUUAGUGAUGGAUUUGGUAUGUAUUUGAGCCAUGCUCUGUUCUGAUCAUCACUGUCUUCAAUAUGAUGACCGAAGUAUUGCUGGUUUUUUUUUUUUUUUUUUUUUUUUUUUUUU